Messenger RNA from Apus apus (common swift), 1685 nucleotides. RefSeq names its product sulfatase modifying factor 1 (gene SUMF1). Bases 13 to 1053 code for a protein of 346 amino acids. The transcript is spliced from 9 exons. The record is from RefSeq and is a predicted model, not a curated record. NCBI's taxonomy places the organism in Eukaryota, Metazoa, Chordata, Aves, Apodiformes, Apodidae. Gene Ontology annotation, cellular component: endoplasmic reticulum.
GGCCCCGCCAAGAUGGCUGCGCCCGCAGCGCCCCGGGCCCUGCUCUGCCGCCUCCUCCUCCUCCUGCCGCUGCUGGCGGGGCCCGCCCGAGCGGCGGCUCCCGGCGGGGCCUGCGGCUGCGGCGCUGGCCGGGGCAGUGGGGCCGGGCGGGAGGCAGCGGCGCGGCGCUACUCGGCGGCGGGCGGCGGGCGCAGCGCCGGGCACAGGCCGAUGGUUGCUAUUCCAGGAGGAGUGUUCACAAUGGGCACUGAUGAGCCUGAAAUCCAGCCAGAUGGAGAGUGGCCUGCUAGGAGAGUCCACAUUGACAGUUUCUACAUGGAUCAGUAUGAGGUCAGCAAUGAGGAGUUUGAGAGAUUUGUGAAUUCUACUGGGUACAUCACUGAGGCUGAGAAAUUUGGCGAUUCCUUCGUGUUUGAGGGAAUGCUGAGUGAAGAAGUGAAGGCUCACAUCCAUCAGGCAGUUGCAGCUGCUCCCUGGUGGCUGCCUGUGAAGGGAGCCAACUGGAAGCACCCAGAGGGUCCUGGCUCUAGUAUCUCCAACAGGAUGGACCAUCCAGUUCUUCAUGUUUCCUGGAAUGAUGCUGUGGCCUUCUGCACCUGGGCAGGGAAACGGCUACCGACCGAGGCUGAGUGGGAGUACAGCUGCCGGGGGGGCCUUGAGAAUAGACUUUUCCCAUGGGGCAACAAGCUUCAGCCAAAAGGUCAACAUUAUGCCAACAUCUGGCAGGGAGUGUUCCCAACUAAUAACAGUGCAGAAGAUGGAUACAAAGGAACUGCCCCUGUCACUGCCUUUCCUCCCAAUGGAUAUGGCUUGUACAACAUUGUAGGAAAUGCCUGGGAAUGGACCUCUGACUGGUGGGCUGUUCUGCAUUCAGCAGAUGAAGUUCACAACCCUAAAGGGCCCUCAUCAGGGACAGACAGAGUGAAGAAGGGUGGAUCCUACAUGUGCCAUAAGUCCUACUGCUACAGGUACCGCUGUGCAGCCCGCAGCCAGAACACUCCUGACAGCUCUGCCUCCAACCUGGGCUUCCGCUGCGCUGCGGACACCGCGUGAGGGGCUGCAUCCCACCCAAGGAAGGAGACAGCUGUGGAGUGGCACUUGAUGAUGGCACAGAAGAGAAAUCUAGUGCUUGAACUGCUGCCUGGGGGAAAGAAUUCAACCCUCCUCAGAACUGCUCAAAGAACUUUCCUGUAUUUCUCUCUGGGGAAGCUGGCCUGGGCUUUGAUCCUGACCAAACGUUUUCUCAUGGAGUUCUGCUGGUUUUAGCAAGAGCACCCUGGAACCAGCGAGCCCAAAACCGAGCAGAAACAUGCCAGUUGCUUUUUAAAAGGUUGAUUAAUAGCUCCUUUAGAAAAGAUCUUGGUUUUAUUUAUGUAUAGCUGGAAUUUCUACACUUGAAUCCAAUAAACCAGGACUUUACCAACUUCUAGACAGCUUUAAAGAAAGUUGAAGGACUGGAGGACAGACAAGGACUGGAGGACAGACAGCUGCAGUUUGUGUAGCCCUUGUGUUACAUUCCUGUUGCAGUGAAAAUCAGGUCCUGAAAUGUGCUGCUUCUGCUGAAAUACUUGCUUUUCUUUAGAAAGUGCCUUCUGCAACUGAGGGAUGAUAAUCCUCAGGUGAUGAUUAAAAUGUUGUAUGUGUUUGAAUAAAAUUUCAAGGAUUUCUUAUGCUGAGGACUCUUA